This is a messenger RNA of Pygoscelis adeliae (Adelie penguin), 597 nucleotides long. Its product is annotated as heat shock transcription factor, Y-linked-like. The coding region runs from base 1 to 597 and encodes 198 amino acids. Gene Ontology annotation, molecular function: sequence-specific DNA binding; DNA-binding transcription factor activity. The record is from RefSeq and is a predicted model, not a curated record. Lineage: Eukaryota; Metazoa; Chordata; Aves; Sphenisciformes; Spheniscidae. Gene Ontology annotation, biological process: regulation of DNA-templated transcription. The transcript has a single exon.
AUGGCUAGGCACCCCUUUGGUCUAACCUUGACAAGAGAGUUUGAAAGGGAGCCGUCUCCAGGAGAAAUAACAUCUGCUUCUGCUCCGGACAAGCUCACUGAGUUGGCAGACUCAACUUCUCCUGUCCCUCCAGGAUGGGACAAAAGAGCACCUUGUGAUGCUGAUCUAGCAUCCAUCAAGGAAGAAAAGCAUUUCCAAGCUUGCAGCAACAACCACAGGACCAAUAGGGUCCAUCCCAUUUCUUUGGAGGAGAGCUCUGGCGAAGCUGAUGACUUUGCAUCCCACGCUUUUCCAAAGAAACUCUGGAAAAUUGUCCAAAGCCACCAGUUUCAGUCCAUUCGGUGGGUUGAUGAUGGCAUCUGUGUUGUGAUCAAUGAAGAAGCCUUCCAAAAGGAAGUGCUGGCACGGAGAGGACCUUGCAGAGUUUUUGAAACUGACAGCAUGAAAAGCUUCCUUCGUCAGCUCCACCUCUGCAGAUUCACUAAAGUGCAACACAACUCCAAAACAUCUGACUCACUUGAUGAAUUCCUGGCAGAAGCAGCAGCACCUUCUGCUCACAGCAAGGUACAUCACUCCAUGAACCAACUCUCAGAAUGA